Molecule: messenger RNA, 689 nt
Organism: Penicillium verrucosum
Lineage: Eukaryota; Fungi; Ascomycota; Eurotiomycetes; Eurotiales; Aspergillaceae
Product: beta-tubulin
Exons: 2
Coding region: 1-468 (155 amino acids)
Biological process (GO): mitotic cell cycle; microtubule cytoskeleton organization
Cellular component (GO): cytoplasm; microtubule
Molecular function (GO): GTPase activity; structural constituent of cytoskeleton; GTP binding
Source: RefSeq, a predicted model, not a curated record
AUGUUCGACCCCAAGAACAUGAUGGCUGCUUCUGACUUCCGUAACGGCCGCUACCUCACUUGCUCCGCUUUGUUCCGCGGUAAGAUCUCCAUGAAGGAGGUUGAGGACCAGAUGCGCAACAUCCAGAGCAAGAACCAGAGUUACUUCGUUGAGUGGAUCCCCAACAACGUCCAGACCGCUCUGUGCUCCGUUCCCCCCCGUGGCCUCAAGAUGUCUUCCACCUUCGUUGGUAACUCCACCUCCAUCCAGGAGCUCUUCAAGCGUGUCGGUGACCAGUUCACUGCCAUGUUCCGUCGCAAGGCUUUCUUGCACUGGUACACUGGUGAGGGUAUGGACGAGAUGGAGUUCACUGAAGCCGAGAGCAACAUGAACGAUCUUGUCUCCGAGUACCAGCAGUACCAGGAGGCCUCCGUCUCUGAGGGCGAGGAGGAGUACCUCGCUGAGGACAUUGUUGAUGAGGAGGUUUAAAUAAAUCUUCUUUGAGAUUUGUUCAAAGUAAUACCCUUGUCAAGCCUACAUUCUCUACCAUUCGGACCGGCUUGUGGGCGCAAGCCCCGAACCAAUUUGUUUGAGCGCUCCUAAUUUACACCCUUUUUUGUCUAUUUUUCUGCUCGGCUUGGGUGAUUUGUUCCGCCCCUCCAGAAUAGCACAUAGUGGAAAAGAAAGUGACGAAUCCAUUAUUCAUGGCC